Molecule: messenger RNA, 1160 nt
Organism: Tricharina praecox
Lineage: Eukaryota; Fungi; Ascomycota; Pezizomycetes; Pezizales; Pyronemataceae
Product: ribosomal protein S3
Exons: 5
Coding region: 1-831 (276 amino acids)
Biological process (GO): translation
Cellular component (GO): nucleus; cytosolic small ribosomal subunit
Molecular function (GO): RNA binding; structural constituent of ribosome
Source: RefSeq, a predicted model, not a curated record
AUGGCUGCUGCUCAAUCCACUACCAUCUCCAAGCGUCGCAAGUUUGUUGCCGAUGGUGUUUUCUACGCCGAGUUGAACGAGUUCUUCACUCGUGAGUUGGCUGAGGAGGGAUACUCCGGUGUUGAGGUCCGCGUUACGCCCACUGUCACCGCCAUCAUUAUCUCCGCCACACACACCCAGGAGGUUCUCGGUGACCAGGGACGCCGCAUCCGUGAGCUCACCUCGCUCGUCCAGAAGCGAUUCAAGUUCCCCGAGAACUCGGUCACCCUGUACGCCGCCAAGGUCCAGAACCGUGGUCUUUGCGCUGUCGCCCAGUGCGAGUCCCUGCGAUACAAGCUCCUCAACGGUCUUGCUGUCCGAAGAGCGUGCUACGGUGUCCUCCGUUUCAUCAUGGAGUCGGGAGCCAAGGGUUGUGAGGUUGUUGUGUCCGGAAAGCUGCGUGCUGCCCGUGCCAAGUCGAUGAAGUUCACCGACGGUUUCAUGAUCCACUCCGGUCAGCCCGUCCGCGACUUUAUCGACUCUGCCACACGUCACGUUCUCCUCCGCCAGGGUGUCCUCGGUAUCAAGGUCAAGAUCAUGCGUGGAACCGACCCUGACUCCAAGGCCGGAAACAACAAGUCGCUUCCCGACACCGUCACCGUCAUUGAGCCCAAGGAGGAGAUGCCCAUCACCACUCCCUCAUCUCAGGACUACGGUGCCAAGGCUGCUGCUGCUGCCGCUGCCGCCCAGCAGGCUUCCCAGGAGGCUGCCCAGGAAGACAAGGUCGAGACCGGAAACGAGGGCUACGUUCAGGAGGAGCAGCCCGCUGCUGAGGCCGCUGUUGAAUGGUAAUCUGUUUUCGAAUUUCGCACUGGGUUUUUUUUGUAGAAAGGGGCCAAAAUACGUCACGGUAAAAUGACGACCUGAAUCACACAAGUCAUGCGGUGUAGUGCAUUUGUCCUACAUACUGGGGAACUGGCGUAAACAAUGGAGUCUGGGAUAUUCAACCAACCAACGGCGAGAGUUUCCACUGAAUUGCGGGGUGAACAUGCAGUCCAGUGUAGUCCGCUACCUAUCAAUUUUGGCUCCAUUCACGACUCGAUUACGCAAUUGUCUACUUCCAUCUUCCCAUUGCGUUCGGUGUAGAACCUUAAGGCGAGAGUCUAUUCUCUAGCGCUUGC